CGCUCGACGGAACAUUUCUGUUGUCAGGAUAAGGUUGUUGAUCAGUUCACUUCCUCGGCAAUUCUCAAAGAGGUUCUCAUCUGCUCAGUUUAGUGUUUUUGAGGUAGAAUACAACAGCAAUCAUGGCUGAGACACCUUCAUAUGCAGGAUUCUUUGGCGUUAUGGGCGCAACAUCCGCCAUGGUGUUCAGUGCCUUGGGAGCUGCUUAUGGCACAGCCAAGAGUGGCACGGGUAUCGCCGCCAUGAGUGUGAUGAGACCUGAGCUGAUCAUGAAGUCGAUUAUUCCAGUUGUCAUGGCUGGUAUCAUUGCAAUUUAUGGCCUUGUGGUGGCUGUACUUAUUGGAAACGGACUGAGUGCCACCGACUACAGUCUGUUCAAGAGCUUCACGGAUUUGGGAGCUGGCCUCAGCGUCGGUCUCAGUGGACUUGCAGCUGGAUUUGCUAUUGGAAUCGUUGGCGACUCUGGCGUGCGUGGCACUGCACAGCAGCCCAGACUCUUCGUCGGUAUGAUCCUCAUUCUCAUUUUCGCCGAAGUCUUGGGUCUGUACGGUCUCAUUGUCGCUCUGAUCUUGUCCACCAAGGGCAAGUAAGCCUGCUAUUUGAUACGUUCUUCUCAUUUUCUAAUUCUGUUAUCUCUGUUUCAUCUCCUUUCUCUCUUGCUGAUUUUCCGCUGAUCUGUUUCUCUCUGUCUAUCUCUGCUCUUGAUCUUUGAGUCUUCUUCUCAUUCUGACUGAAGUGCUUUUGUCACACAAACGUAGUGCUUCUCCUAUCCGUGCUUGCGCAGAUAGUGGUUCCGCAUUGUUUUCCCUUUAGAGAGAGCUUGUGUGUGCACGUCUCUCCCUCUGCCUGUGAGCGUGCACACGCCGCAUAGUCUCUGGCCGUACGUACGCAAACAAUCUCCACGCACGCUCUGACUUGACAGUUUGCGUGAGCGCUAUUAUCCAUUGCUUGGCUGAUGUAAUCAGUAAUCACUUAGAUGCCGCUACCCUAUUCUCCUUUUCCCGGCCUUGUGUUCCACUUCUCGUCUAUAUUUCCGCAGCAAAUUGUCUCUUCUCUAUGCUGGUGUAGUGUGUGUGUGUGUGUGUUUUAAUACCGGUUGCAUAGCUUUCUCUCAAUCUGUGCUCACUGCCUAUGCUAUUAGAAUACUUUUCAGACCUGCUUUGUAUUCAGAAGGUAAUGUUUAUUUCUGUAAUAAUCAUGGUGCGUUUAUAAUUUAGCACUUGCAGUCAAUAUUUUUAUCAAUAAAAAGUUGAAAAAUAACUAAAACUA
Molecule: messenger RNA, 1269 nt
Organism: Sycon ciliatum
Lineage: Eukaryota; Metazoa; Porifera; Calcarea; Leucosolenida; Sycettidae
Product: V-type proton ATPase 16 kDa proteolipid subunit c
Exons: 4
Coding region: 123-590 (155 amino acids)
Biological process (GO): proton transmembrane transport
Cellular component (GO): proton-transporting V-type ATPase, V0 domain; membrane
Molecular function (GO): proton-transporting ATPase activity, rotational mechanism
Source: RefSeq, a predicted model, not a curated record